AUGGUCAAAAUCAAUCACAAACAGGCCGCAUUGGAUUUCUUAUCCUUUGUCAACGCCUCCCCCACUCCCUUCCACGCCGUGAAAUCUAGCAAGGAGUUGCUCACAGCAGCUGGCUUUGAGCAAAUUAAAGAAAAAGAUUCGUGGUCAUCAACUCUCCAACCUGGUGGGAAAUAUUUCCUCACCCGCAAUGGAUCUACCUUGAUUGCAUUUGCCAUUGGCAAGAAGUGGAAGCCUGGUAAUUCUGUGGCAAUGGUCGGAGCACAUACCGACUCCCCUGUUCUCAGAAUCAAGCCCAUCAGCAAAAAGCAAGGUGAAGGUUUUGUCCAAGUCGGCGUUGAAACUUAUGGAGGAGGUAUCUGGCACACGUGGUUCGACCGUGAUCUUGGUGUUGCUGGUCGUGUUAUGGUGCGCGCAAACGAUGGAAGCAUCCAGCAGAAAUUGGUCAAGGUUGACCGACCCAUCUUGCGCAUCCCCACCCUGGCCAUUCAUCUGGAACGCAAGGAAUCAUUUGAUUUCAACAAAGAGACUCAACUCUUCCCUAUUGCCGGCCUUGUCGAGGCCGAGCUGAACAGAACCAAAGAUUAUACCCCGGACUCUUCUCAGCAGGAAACUCCGACAACCUCUUUGAAACCCACAACAGAACGCCAUCACCCUUACCUUGUCGAACUGAUUGCAAAUGAAAUCGAUGCUAGACCCGUCGAUAUUCUUGACUUUGAGUUGAUCCUUUUCGACACUCAAAAGUCAUGCCUAGGUGGUCUUCUCGAGGAAUUCAUCUUUUCCCCCCGCUUGGACAAUCUUAACAUGUCCUUUUGCGCUGUGCGAGGACUAAUUGAGUCCGUCCGAUCCAGGAAAGCUCUGGACAAUGAGAGCGCCAUCCGCCUCAUUGCACUGUUUGACCACGAAGAGAUUGGCAGUAAGAGCGCUCAUGGUGCGGACUCAGAUGCUCUGCCAGCUGUUCUUCGUCGUCUUUCCGUGCUACCUGCCAAGGAAGUCGGCGCUAAGGCUGUUGACCUGUCCACUGCCUACGAGCAAAGUCUUACUACAUCCUUCCUCCUAUCCGCUGACAUGGCACACAGCGUCAAUCCCAACUACAGCGCCAAAUACGAAUCAGACCACAAGCCUCUUUUGAACAAGGGUCCUGUCAUCAAGAUCAACGCCAACCAACGUUAUGCAACUAACGCUCCGGGCAUCGUCUUGUUGCAAGAGGUUGCACAAAAGGCAGUCGAAGAUGGAGGUGACGUUGUACCCUUGCAAUUGUUUGUCGUUCGCAACGACUCUUCCUGCGGAAGUACUAUUGGACCGAUGUUGUCCGCUAAUUUGGGUGCCAGGACUUUGGACCUUGGAAACCCUCAGCUUAGUAUGCAUAGUAUCCGAGAGACUGGUGGCACGGAGGACGUUGGACAUGCUGUGAGGUUGUUUGCGAGCUUUUUCGAGCAUUAUUCGGCUUUGUCUCCUACUAUUCUUGUUGAUUGA
Talaromyces marneffei is the source of this 1473-nucleotide messenger RNA. RefSeq lists its product as uncharacterized. The record is from RefSeq and is a predicted model, not a curated record. Gene Ontology annotation, cellular component: fungal-type vacuole. Gene Ontology annotation, molecular function: zinc ion binding; metalloaminopeptidase activity. Gene Ontology annotation, biological process: proteolysis. The transcript has 6 exons. NCBI's taxonomy places the organism in Eukaryota, Fungi, Ascomycota, Eurotiomycetes, Eurotiales, Trichocomaceae. Bases 1 to 1473 code for a protein of 490 amino acids.